Messenger RNA from Synchiropus splendidus (mandarinfish), 1688 nucleotides. It is a transcript of the gene crtap, whose product is annotated as cartilage associated protein. Gene Ontology annotation, molecular function: collagen binding; protein binding. The record is from RefSeq and is a predicted model, not a curated record. Lineage: Eukaryota; Metazoa; Chordata; Actinopteri; Syngnathiformes; Callionymidae. Gene Ontology annotation, biological process: collagen fibril organization; peptidyl-proline hydroxylation to 3-hydroxy-L-proline. The coding region runs from base 297 to 1484 and encodes 395 amino acids. Gene Ontology annotation, cellular component: endoplasmic reticulum. The transcript has 7 exons.
AGGUGCACUUCCACUCUCACCAGGAGUUCCGCGCAUAAACAGACAGUUAGAUGGAACACAAUAUUUGAGCUUAAGUUGUAAAAAAAAAAAAAAAAGUGAUUGAGAAAUUGCCGCUUCAGUCGUGUAAACUUGAUGCCACAGCUGUUCUGGAGGAAACGGAGGAGCCGUGAUUUGUGGGAGGAGCAGCGGGGGUUGCAGCUUGACUCUGGCCGGCAGAAGAUCGUCUAUCUCCGGAUGUGUUGCUGGAGUUGAGGCGCUGCUAAAGGAUCAGCCAAAUCGGCCUCUUUAACUCAAACAUGGCUCCCUCAACUGCUUCCCAAGCCGCCCUGGUCCUGCUGACCGUGCUGUGCUUGAGCGGGGUGCGGGGUCAGUACGAGAAGUACAGCUUCAGGAGCUUCCCUCGACAUGAGCUGAUGCCCCUGGAGUCCGCGUACAAGCACGCGCUGGACCAGUACACCGGCGAGAAGUGGAAGGACUCGGUGGAGUACAUGGAAGUGUCGCUCAGGUUGUACCGCCUGCUGCGGGACAGCGAGGCCUUCUGCAAUCUCAACUGCAGCUCGAUGAGACUGGACGACGAGCAAAAGUUCGAGGAGUUCCCAGAGCUGCGGGCGUUCGGGAACGUGAUGAAGCGGGCGCAGUGUCUGAAGCGCUGUAAGCAGGGGCUGCCUGCCUUCAGACAGGCCCUGCCGAGCCGGGACACCAUCGAUGAGUUCGACCGGAGGGAGCCCUACCGAUACCUGCAGUACGCUUACUUCAAAUCUGACAAUCUGGCUAAGGCUGUGUCUGCGGCCCACACUUUCCUGCUGAAGCACCCCGACGAUGAGAUGAUGCAGAAAAACAUGGCCUACUACAGGAGUCUGCCAGGGGCCGAAGAACACCUCAGAGACCUGGAGACUAAAUCGUAUGAGACACUGUUUGUGCGUGCGGUGAGGGCUUACAAUGGGGACAACUUCCGAACUUCGGUUUCAGACAUGGAGUUGGCUCUGCUGGACUUCUUUAAGGUCUAUGAUGAGUGUCUGGCUGCGUCCGAGGGUCCGAGGGAUGUCAGAGAAUUCAAAGACUUCUACCCAUCCAUUGCUGAUCACUACAUCGAAGUGCUGGAGAGGAAAGUGACGUGUGAGAAAGACCUGACUCCAGUUGUUGGCGGCUUUGUCGUUGAGAAAUUUGUGGCCACAAUGUACCAUUACCUACAGUUUGCCUACUACAAACUGAAUGACAUGAAGAAUGCAGUCCCAUGUGCAGCCAGCUACAUGCUCUUCGACCCCAAUGACGAUGUUAUGAAGAACAACAUCGCCUAUUACAAGUUUCAUAAGGGCCAGUGGGGGCUGACAGACGAGGACUUCCUCCCGAGAAGAGAGGCAGUGCGGUACCACAACCAGACGACAAUGCAGCUGGAAAUGUUGCAGUUUUCAAGGCAACACUUGGUUAGCGAUGAUGAGGGGGAGGUUGUGGAGUUUAUUGACGAGUUUCUAGAGGAAGACUGAAUGUUUUGAACGACGUGCUGUGUAUUUAUUUCAGUGUUCACUGCAUUUCUGUCUACUGGGUUUUUAAAAUAUCCAACCUUCACGUCUGUGGAAUUAAUAAAUAACUGUAGGUACAUCAAACAAAUGAAUCGCUUGCAAAUGAAUUCCUGAAGAAUCAUAUAUGUUGAGAUUUCAUAUGGUUUUUAAAAUAAACUGUUGAAUCAA